Sceloporus undulatus (fence lizard) is the source of this 5740-nucleotide messenger RNA. RefSeq names its product solute carrier organic anion transporter family member 1C1-like. Gene Ontology annotation, cellular component: membrane. Lineage: Eukaryota; Metazoa; Chordata; Lepidosauria; Squamata; Phrynosomatidae. Bases 891 to 2993 code for a protein of 700 amino acids. Gene Ontology annotation, molecular function: protein binding; bile acid transmembrane transporter activity. The transcript has 16 exons. The record is from RefSeq and is a predicted model, not a curated record. Gene Ontology annotation, biological process: sodium-independent organic anion transport; transmembrane transport; bile acid and bile salt transport.
UAUUUAAUUUCUAUGCCCCCUUUUUCCCAGAAAGGGACCCAAGGUGGCUCGCAGAUAAAACUGUUUAAAAGAUUUUACAACAAAAUUUAAUUAGUUUUCUGGAAAACCCAUAGCAAAAAGUAAAUAUUUUUAAUGGAGGAUAAGAGAUAGAAACCCAGAAUUAGGUUUCAUAAUUUGAAAAGGGCCUAGAUCCAAUUCGGGCUUUGGGGCCUGAGUAAUGUAAAUAAUGAGCCUAGGGUGUGUGUGGAAUUUGGGGUUUAUCCAUGGGCUCAACCAUUCACAGCUUGAAAAUAUUCCGAAAAGAUCUAAAUUCCAAAAAGCAAAGCUUGAUCAUGCUAUUUUAUAUAAAAGACACCAUUUCACUACACCAUUAUAUAUAGGCCUGGAACCAAACCACAGUGGAUACCAAGGUCCCACUGAAAUGUAGACAAGUACUUCAUCUUCAGAUGUGCCAUGCUAACUCUUAGAGUUACACUGAAAUAGCCACACCACUCCAAUGCAUUCUCUGAAAUACAUUUUUGUUUUAUUUUACUUCCAGAUUGGAAAAUAUACAAUGCAAAAAUAGCUGUAACCAAAUGUAGCUACAGACAGAGUGUUAACUGGGGCUACUCACAAGGAUUAUAGAACUGACAUAGAUCCUCAGGAGCAGCCCUUCUUUCAGUACCACUACCUUCACAGUUAUCUUCUUGUUAGUCUCAAAGGUGCUACAAAAUCUCUCUACGAUCUGAAUCAGAGUGAUGGAGAUGGAGACCUGAGGGUGACACACUCUGGACCCCAGACUGGCGAAGGAAAAACAAAAAUGCAAUGAGUAGAGAUAAGAAAAAAGGACAAUCACCAACUUCAAAGCUUGCAAAGAACAAUCUGUGUUCCCAAGUCAGAAGAUCAACACCAUGGAUAGGAAUACAGUUCCUCAACAAGCAAAAGACAACCUGUCAUUCAUGGAUAAAAGCCUUGGGCCACAUUCGGUGAAGAAAAUCCCUCUCUGUAUUUCAAAGCUAAAGAUCUUUCUUGUAUCACUGGCAUUUUCCUAUUUUGCCAAAGGUUUUUCGGGAAGCUACAUGAAGAGUAUGAUGACUCAGAUCGAAAGGAGAUUUGAAAUCUCAUCAUCUGUGACUGGUCUGAUUGAUGGAAGCUUUGAGAUAGGAAACCUAUUUGUAUUGGUGCUGGUGAGCUACCUUGGACCAAAGGUUCAUCGUCCAAAGGUCAUUGCUGUUGGGUGCUUCAUCAUGUCCAUUGGAGCAUUUCUGUCAGUGAUACCUCAUUUCAUAAUGGGUCGUUAUAAUUACAAAAGCAUUGCCAUUUCAACGGCCAAUUCUUCUGCAAGUGUUUCAGCCUGCUCACCAGCAUCUCCUCUUCACUAUGCUACAGAUGACAAGGGAAAAUCAGGAAAUUCAGCUGCUCUUGAAUGUGAAAAAGGAGAAGGUUCUCAUUUCUGGGUCUUUGUGCUGGCUGGUAAUCUUCUACGUGGAAUAGGCGAAGCACCUAUUAUGCCCUUGGGAAUGUCUUACAUUGAUGAUUUUGCCACGGAAGAAAACUCUGCUUUUUAUAUUGGAACAGUAAGAUCAUGUGGGCUGUUUGGACCAACCUUUGGUUUCCUGCUUGGAUCUUUUUGUGCCAACAUGUGGGUAGACAUUGGAAUGGUAAAUCCUGAAACUUUGACAAUUAAUUCCAAGGAUAUGCGUUGGGUUGGAGCCUGGUGGAUUGGAUUACUGAUAGGAGGAGGAGUCAGCUUUGUAGCCUCCUUGCCUUUCUGGUUCCUCCCUUACUCUUUACCAAAAGAAGGACAGAUCAUUAAGAAGUCAAGUGAUGUGUUCACAAUCACCAAAGAUGGCAAAACAGAACCAACAAAACCAAGACCACAAGUGAAGAUCUCAGAGGCAGCAAAAGAGUUUUUCCCUGCUUUGAAGAAGCUACUUGGGAACUCCAUCUUCCUGGUCUUUUUGCUCCUCAAUAUCUUGCAGUUCAAUUCUCUGAUUGGCAUGAUAACAUAUGAGCCAAAGUUUAUGGAACAGCAAUUUAACAUUUCUAUUUCAAGGGCCAUUUUUUUAAUUGGUGUGAUACUUGUACCUGUUACCACUGUGGGAAUGUUCCUGGGAGGUUUCCUCAUCAAGAAGUUGAAGUUACAUGCCACAGCAAUGGCAAAGUUUGCCUGCAUCACCUUUCUGGCAUCCUAUCUACUAAACCUCUUUUACUUUGCAUCUAAUUGCCAGGUGCUUCAAGUGGCCGGCCUGACUGUCAACUAUUCCGGUGUUGAAGAACCAUCUUUUGCUCAGGUAAAAUCAUUGCCUGUCUGCAAUGCAGACUGCAGCUGUGAAGAUAAUCACUGGGAUCCUGUCUGUGGAAGCAAUGGUAUUACAUACAUGAGCGCAUGUUUAGCUGGCUGCAGAGCUUCAGAAGGACGUGGGAAAGAUAUGGUAUUCCACAACUGCAGUUGUGUGGGAGAAUCAGGAUUCAGUAAUCUCUCUGCAGUUUUGGGCCAAUGCUCAAGAGAUUCUUGCACUAAAAACCUGCCUUAUUUUCUACUUUUGCUGUCUGUAUUAUCAUUUGUUUUAGCCCUGGGAGGAACACCAUUGUACAUGCUCAUAUUCAGAACAGUGUCACCAGAAUUAAAAUCUUUUGCUGUUGGUAUUGAAACUUUGUGUGGGAGGAUAUUUGGGGGACUUCCUGCACCAAUUUACUAUGGUGCAUUGAUUGAUCUAACUUGCUUGAAAUGGAGUGUGAAAACCUGUGGAGGGCCAGGGUCCUGCAGGUUGUAUGAUACUCAAGCUUUUAGAAAUGUUUAUCUUGGACUCAAUGCUGCACUCAGAUUGGGAUGCUGCAUCUUAUAUAUCACUCUCUACAUUUUAAUGAUGAAGCGAUUCAGGCAUGACAAAAAAGAGGGAAAUACCAGUGGAAUGCCUGAGGUGCUCUCUGUAAAUUUAUCAACAAAUGGCUCUAAGAAAGAAGAUAAUUCUUCUGGGAUGAUCUCAGUCCAUGAAGACACACACUUGUGAAAAAUGGCCACUAAUGGAUCAGACAUGUGGCUGCUGCUAGUGCUUUCAGCAUCAAACUUUGUGUGUAUGUGAUUCUAUGUGUGUAUAGUUCCUGACCAUGCCAAAUCCCAUGCUGACAAUCCAGGCUACAUAUAUAUAUACCAGCCAAGUCAGAUCUCUGGGAAUAACAUCUGACAGGUUUGUAUGAGAAACCUGUGGUGGUGGACAUUUUAGUGGACUUUGCUAAAUCAGCACUUCUGAAAGCGUCUGCAGGCCAGACCCCUUUUGUACUCUGGAUUCUUCUUGUUGACAGACUGUGGCAGAUGUGUCUGGAGAAAAAAUGCACACAUUAGAAAACUUUGCAUAGACAAAAAAUAGAUUUCGACGGUGCACCAACAACAUGCAAAAGAAAAAUGUGUCCAAAUCAUGCAUAUAGUUUGAAGCAUGUAUUGUGCACAGUUGUGGGGGACGUGGUUGUUUGCUUUUCUAAUGAGAAUCCAAAACUGGUUUUUGGUGAGGGGAGAUUUGCCUGGUGAGCAAAAAAGUCUCCCUUCCACAUGCCACUAAGAGGACCAUAAGCUUGAUAUCUGUGUCUUUUCUAAGUUGACCAAUCUUUGAAUGCUGAACCCUUACUAGAACAUGUCUCCCCAAGAAAUGCACACUCUGAAAAGCCAAUGCCCUUCUAGAGAAAUCUGCUUUGCAGGUACCACAAAUUUACUGGUGCAAACGACACCAAAAAAACCCAAAACAAAAACUAGGCAAGCAGAGCAGCAGCAUGAAACAAACCUGUUUCAUAGCCAUCUGUGCAAUUCCAAGCCCAGUUUUCCUCAAAGCCUUCAAUAUCACUUGUCAGAUAUCACUACCUAUAAUAAACAUAAUGAACCAUUUCCCUAUUCUAGACUUCAGUCAUCUCCCACAGCUAGAAAUCAUCAGAAAAAUCCUGAUAAUCCCAGUUCUAUCCCAUUAUCAGUCAGUUUCCACCCAUUGUCUAAAAUGCUCCCACCCGCAGCCAGGCACAGACUGGACAUGGAAAAAAUGGGAAGCAGCCAGUAGUGGAGACUUUAGGGACAUGUCAGUCCCUAUGCAUCAGUUAUUGACUUUACAAGGAGGCAGGGAGAAAAAAGGAGAUCUGAAUCAGCUGAAGGUUGCCUUCUUCCAGGUUCUAAAUAAAUUAUUGGUACUCUUAUCCAAGGGAAUAAGAUGCAGUGGCUAUAGAAUGGGUGGAUGCAUAGUGUCUGCAGACCCUAACCAUAGCAUCUGUUUAAUUCGUUCAGUUUCUUGAGCCAGGCACAUGUAUAACCUAUAGGACAAUGAAGAAAUCUUUAAGGACACAUAAGACCAACAAGUAUGAAACAUCUUUUCUCAUAAAGGUUGAUGCAAGACCAAAAAAAAAAACAUGAUUUCAAAACAAUUCCUGAAAUUAUUACUCUAAAUAGCUAGUGAUGAUAAAGUUGUGUACAAAGCUAGGGAAAAUAUGUCUUUAGAUUUCAUUUCCCUGAAUUUCCCAGGGUGGCAGUGAAGUUGUUUAAUCAAGGAAUAUUUCCAGCCUCUUGUUGUGUGCAGCUGGGCUCUUUCUUUCUCAGGAGUCUUCCCGCCCCUGUGUCUUAAGCAUUUACUGACAACCUAUGGUGUGUUUUUAUCAGUUCUCUGGAGAACCUCUGCGAAUGUGGGUUGCUUGUUUUUGUCAAUGGAGAACUCAUGGGGGAAAUGGAUGCCCAAUAUAGUGAGUUGUGGGGUGGUGGUGGUGGUGGCACAAACAAGUUCACGUGAAUUCAAAAGCACAUGAGCACCUUAUGAGCACUGAAAAGCCAUGACUGGUAUCUACCUAGUAGAUAGAUCUACUAGAUGCAGAGUCACACCCUCUCAGUCCAAGAAAACCUUUUGAUAGCAUGCCAUAAGGUGGAAAUGACUUGGCACACAACAACAAUAAAAACAAAGAUGCAGGGACAGAUAAUACAUUCAAAAAUAUUCAACAUAUGGUAAAGAAAUUGUGUUGGGAAACCCUGAUGAGAAGAAACACGGGCUGAUCAGAAACUUUGUAGCUGGGACUUUUUCUGUACAAAAUUUACUGUAUAUUUUAUUUUAUUUUGCACAGAAAUAUUAUCUUCUGCACAAAGCAAGAUAGUGUUUUCUGUCUGUGUGUGUGCGCGCGCACACAGAGACUUUGCACAGAAUAAGUCCUGAACUGGAUUUCAAAAACUGCAAUUUUCAAAGAUUUUCUUGCAGGAGGAAGAACAUUGAUAAAAUGACCCACUACUUCCUUCAAGAACAAAAUUGGCAAAGAAUUACAUCCCCAGGCAGAGAUGCAUUCUGCCAUUCCCACCACUUUUCUGCAUAGAUUGCCUGAGAAUUUGACAUCCAACUGCUGAGUUCUCCCUUCCUCUCCAUCAGUUAGUAAAUUCAAUAGGCACAGGUGACUGAUGGCUCCUACGUCAGGUUGUUGUUGUUGUUGUGUGCCUUCAAGUUGUUUCCCACUUAUGGCGGCCCUAAGGAGAGCCUAUCAUAGGGAUUUCUUGGCAAGAUUUGUUCAGAUGAAGUUUGGCAUUGCCUUCCCUGAGGCUGAGAGCAUGUGAUUUGCCAAAGUUUCAUGGCUGAAUGAGGAAUCAGACCCUGGUCUCUAGAUUUGUAGUCCAACACUCAAAGCACCAUGCCACACUGGCUCUUGAAUUUGCUCCAGAUUAUAAUCUGUAUUUUAAAGGCAUUCUCUGUAACUUGCCUUGAUCUCUGGAAAGGCGGGCUAUAAAUAAAUAAAUAUAUUAUUAUUAUUA